Molecule: messenger RNA, 2696 nt
Organism: Silurus meridionalis
Lineage: Eukaryota; Metazoa; Chordata; Actinopteri; Siluriformes; Siluridae
Product: C-C chemokine receptor type 5-like
Exons: 2
Coding region: 59-1228 (389 amino acids)
Biological process (GO): immune response; G protein-coupled receptor signaling pathway; chemotaxis
Cellular component (GO): membrane
Molecular function (GO): chemokine receptor activity
Source: RefSeq, a predicted model, not a curated record
UUGACAGGAGCUGUGCGUAGUUUCUUUUAGUAAUAAUUGCAGGACAGUUCUGUGGAGGAUGAAGCACCACCUCACAGCUCCGCCUCGUCAGACAGUAGCGUACACUGCCUGUUUUCCUGGUCAUAACUCUGCACUACAGAACUCAGGAGCCAUGACCAUGGUAUACUCCAACAUGACAACUGAAAACUAUUCUGACUACUACAACAUAAUAUCAGAUGAGAUUCAAAUCUGCAGACAUGAUAGCAUAAGGUCAUUCAGCCAAGUGUUCCUCCCUACCCUCUACAGCAUCGUCUUCAUUGUGGGCUUCAUAGGCAACGGCUUGGUGUUGUGUGUCCUGGUCAAGUACCACAAAAGUUCAAACGUGACAGAUGUGUGUCUCUUCAACCUGGCCCUUUCAGACCUCCUCUUCCUGAUCUCACUGCCUUUCUGGGCUCAUUACGCUGCCAUAAAUAAGUGGACCUUUGGGAACUUUAUGUGCCAUGCGGUAACAGCGCUCUACAUACUGGGAUUCUAUGGAAGUAUCUUCUUCAUAAUCCUCAUGACUGUACAUCGCUACAUCAUUACUGCCCAAAUCCACACUUCUCUCUUCUCCAGGCAUCAACCUAUCAGAGGCAGUAUAGUACUGAUUUUGUUUAUGUGGGCACUUAGUUUGGGAGCUUCACUUCCAACCGUCAUUUUCUCCCAAAUUAAGAAUGAAUCAAAUGGAUGGAGAUGCAGAGUGGAAUAUCCAGAAGGCACAGGAUGGAGGUCAUUCUCUUACAUUGAGAUGAACAUCCUUGGCUUGAUUAUUCCUCUCUCAGUGAUGGUGUUCUGCUACUCGCGUAUCGUUCCCAUCUUAACGGCCAUGAAAUCUAAAAAAAAACACAAAGCUGUCAGGCUUGUCUUUGUUUUAGUCAUUGUUUUCUUCCUCUUCUGGACGCCCUACAACAUCGUCAUCUUCCUGAGGUUCCUGCAUCACUUGGGCUACAUGAACACGUGUCAGUGGGAGCAGGACCUGAACAUGGCUAUGCAGUGGGUGGAAACCAUAGCGUUUAGUCACUGCUGCCUCAACCCCAUCAUCUACGCCUUUGUGGGGCAGAAAUUCAGGAAUUUAGUUCUCAAGAUUCUGAAAGAGUGGUUUCCUCUUUGCUUUGGUUGCUGUACACAAACUGUCAGUGACUUCUCAGGGAGAAGGAGCAUGAGUGUGGCCUCAUGCUCCCCAGAAGUUUCUAGCACAAAGUUUGUGUAGCCAAAACUGGGCAAAAAAUGCAACAGCUUAAACAAAACCUAAACCAGACAAUAUCAAACAUUUUAAGAGAAACACAGUAGGUGGUACCAGGAACUGGUCUAUUCUGGUAAUAUGUUAUAUAACCACUACUUUCUCAUGAACGGUUACUGAAUUACGAAAACUGCUUUUCAUAUACAAAUAAGUUUGUGCGAGGCAGGAUGAUACAAUCCCAUCAGAGGAUUAUAAAAUGUAUUUUAAGAUAAUAUGCAAAUACUCAGUGAGGUCUUCACAAUAACAGCCUAUGUAAACAGAUUGUGUGGUUUUAUUUCCCUUUCCCCUUCAUGGCUUUCAAUGAAAUGUUUGUGGACAUCAUGUGCAACUUCAUGAUUAUUUCAUGCCCAGGUUGUCAUGUACCAAAAACGAAUGUUGAAUUACUUGAACUUGGGGUCAUAUUUUCUGGGGCCGUAAUAUAUACACUUGUUUCAUAUGGGUCUAUUAGGAACAAGCUGUUUGUUUUAGCUCAGAAACAUACAGAUUCCUAAACACCUGAUCUUUACUUUUAUAUGCAUUGAAGACGUACGCAAGCUUAAAGCUUGGCCUAUAGUGAAGUCGCUGGUGGUGAAGUUCUAUUUUCUAAAAAUAGAAAUAAAAACAUCCUCAUUUAUAUAAUGGUGUUUCACCUCUUGGGUAGAUUUGGGUUUACAUGAUAUAGCUAUACAGUAUAAUCCAAUACCCAGGUCCAAUUUACAGUUCCAGAACAACUUACAUUCUACAGCUGAAUAACUGAGCGAUUGAGGUCUCAAGAGUCGGAUUGGUGAAUCUGAGAUUUGAACUUACAUCAGAAGUCUAACAUUUUAAACUUUGAGCAUCCAGUUAGAAAAGAAACAUCUAAUCAACAUCAUUGUACAUUUGUACCAGUUAAAACUGUGCCUGGUUCGGGGAUUUGAUCAAGAUCCCAGUGGCGGUUUGUGACAGUAUUUUAUAAAUUCUCCCCAGAAAGAGAAACUGCAAGAAAGGAAAGCCAUGCAAACAAAAAAGCAGAAGAAAAUGCAUGCACUCAAAGCAAUCAAUCUGAUAAAACAAAACCAGCAUUAAUGUCUUUUGGAGGCACAUCCCAUAAUUAAACCACAAUGGAUAACUGUGGUUCUGCUUGAAAAGAUCUUCCUGGAAAAUACAAGUUUUUAAUGUUCAUCUUUUGUGUAAAAGCCCCACCCAUGGAAACCAAAACACAGCUGCACAUCCUGCUUUUCCACAUACUCAUUAAUAGAGAAAAGAUGCCUAUGAUGUGGAUUCACUACUAAAGGAUGCUUUUUACAUAUUUAUUGCCAUUAAGUUUUGUGUUGUUUGUGCAUCAUGUGCUUUAUUUUAAACAAACUGUCUACAUAGAAAUUUCCAUAAAAGUAGUUUUUCAGAAAAUCCUAUUGAAUCGAUUUAUUGCCGUCUGGAAAGAUGUAAUUUUAUAAAGUGAUUAAAAUCUCAUUAUGUGCCA